Messenger RNA from Triticum turgidum subsp. durum (durum wheat), 1773 nucleotides. The record is from the annotation of a GenBank genome assembly. NCBI's taxonomy places the organism in Eukaryota, Viridiplantae, Streptophyta, Magnoliopsida, Poales, Poaceae.
AUGGCAUCUCUUACUCCAGGGAUACUGUUAAAGGUUCUCAAACAUAUAAACUCUGAUGUGAAAGUAUGUGGAGAACACCGGUCAAUUCUUCUCCAAGUUAUUAGCAUCGUUCCUGCAAUUACUGGUUCAGAACUUUGGCCAGACCAUGGUUUCUUCAUAAAAGUUUCAGAUUCAUCGCACUCAACAUAUGUGUCUUUAUCAAAGGAGGAUAAUGAACUCAUCUUAUCAAACAAACUACAACUUGGACAGUUCAUAUAUGUUGAAAAGGUUCAGUCCAGUGUUCCUGUUCCAGUUCUUGUUGGGGUCAGAGCAGUCCCAGGAAGGAACCCUUUCAUUGGAAACCCGAAGGAUUUGAUGCAAAUGUCAACUCCCUCUGGGGUUUUGGAAGCAUUGGAUCAACAACGGAAAACUACCAAGCCAACUGAAUUGUCUGAGAGUGAAAAGGAAAACUCUCAGAGGAAGGUAGUCAUCAAAGAGCAGAAGGCCGGUGUUGCUUCCCGUUACAUGCUUGGGAUAUCAAGCAACAAUGGUAAAAUUACCAAUCUAAACUCUAGCAUGGAUAGUGACAAAAGUAGUAAUGGAGGAAGUAGUGUUUGCGAGGCAAACCAAAAGCUGGUCUCUAGUGCUACGAAAGUGAAACAAGAGUCAAAACCUCAGGAAAGGCCAAAUAUUACCUCUCCUAAUAAUGCCAAGUUAGCUUCUACGAGACAAGAAGUUAAUAAGGAAAUACGCAAGAAUAGUGGCAGGCCACUCAGUCAGAACGGUUCUGCUGUAGUGAAGAAGCAAAUGCCAAGAGACAUAAAAAGGGAAUCAGCAACUGAAGGAAGCUCACCGCCAAAGCUUUAUAGGAGUUCACCAUCAACGCCAGCAAGAACUUCACCACCAAAGCUCAGGAGUUCACCACCAACGCCAGCAAGAACUUCACCACCGAGAAUCAAUGUGCCAGCAAAGGCAAAUGCUACCUCCAGUCCAGUUUCUUCUGUGCCUAAUAUUAAAAGAAGAGUCACAGAAACCGUGUCCUGGGAUACCCUUCCAACAUGCUUGAUCAAAUCUGGAAAGGCCGUUGUCAGGAGGAAGACUAUUGCUCUUAUAGUAGCAGCAGAGGCACAAAGGGAGGCUACUGCUGCUGCAUCUCUUGUGAAAGGCCUUGGAAUUUUUACCGAGAUACUGAAAUCCGCCGAGGAGGAUCCGCAUGGCGCAGUCAACAAGUUUUUUCAGCUAAACCGGCUUAUCAUUCAGCAAAACAUUUUCUGGAAAGAUAACUCGCCAGAUUCUGGCAAGGAAUCCAGACCAGAGAAGGAGAAGCCAUCAAGGAAAGUUUCUGCAUCUCAGAACAAAGCUGCUGGAAGUGGUGCAGCGAAGAACCCCGACGAUGCCUAUACGAGUGGUAAGCUCGAAUGGGCCAGAGAAGAUGGUUUCAAGGAGAUAGGCAGGUCAUGGAUCGAUCUGAAAAGGGAAUCACAGUCAUGGUUUCUGAACUUCCUGGAAGACGCGCUUGUGUCCGGAUUCAAAUUUGAGGGCCGAGUUAAGAACAGCACCAGAGAACGGGUGCGAGGGCAGUCCAAGGGUGGCGACGGGCAGAUCGCGGUCCGGCUGUCGCAGCUCAAGGAGACCAGCAACUGGCUUGACCAGCAGCUGCAGAGCGAGGGGGCGAAACCUGACGACGGUUUGGUCGAAACCAUCGAGCGGCUGAAGCAGAAGGCCUACUCGUGCCUGCUCGGGACCGUCGAGACCGCGGCCUCGGCUCUUGAAAGCAGAAACGGUUGCAGCUGA